This is a messenger RNA of Anarrhichthys ocellatus (wolf-eel), 2284 nucleotides long. RefSeq names its product trophoblast glycoprotein-like. The record is from RefSeq and is a predicted model, not a curated record. Gene Ontology annotation, molecular function: protein binding. NCBI's taxonomy places the organism in Eukaryota, Metazoa, Chordata, Actinopteri, Perciformes, Anarhichadidae. Gene Ontology annotation, biological process: negative regulation of canonical Wnt signaling pathway. Bases 315 to 1418 code for a protein of 367 amino acids. The transcript has 2 exons. Gene Ontology annotation, cellular component: plasma membrane.
UCAUCGCACCAGGCGAUGGUCCUUUUAACUUCAUUGUUGGAGGAGAAGCGACGCCCCGCUUUGCCACGGCAAAGGAUCAAACAGCCCCUCUGAUCAGCGUGACCCCCAGUUUUGUUCUCAUGGAAAUCAGACCCAGCCUCCCGGCCACACUUUCUGCAGAGAUGCAAAGUUGAAGCGCAUUCCCGGCCGGGACAACGGAGGAUAAUGCUGUCUUGGAGGAUCUGAUCGUUACAUUUUAUCCGUUUUUUUUCCGCGCGUUUUCUCCUUCGUUCUUGCUCGCCGCACUUCGGACCCGCACACGUUUCCCUCCCAACAUGCUGGAUUUGGCGCAGCGCAUUGUUUUCUGCGCGCUGCUCGGCUCCGUUUACGCGUCGUGCCCUCCGCGCUGCGAGUGCUCGGAGGCGGCUCACACAGUGAAGUGCGUCUCCAGAGACCUGCGGAGUAUCCCGACCGGUAUCCCCGGAUACACCCGGAAUCUGUUCAUAACCGGGAAUCAAAUCAGCCGAAUCGGUCCGGAGUCGUUUAAAGGGCUGGAUAAUGUGACCAACCUGUCUCUGAGCAACAACAGAAUUUCCGAGGUGGAAUCCCACACCUUUGCCGGCCUCCGCAGCCUCCGCUCCCUGGAUCUGAGCAGCAACCAGCUGGCAGUCGUUCACCCCGAGGCCUUCACCGUGCAGAACCAGUCUCUGCGGGAGCUGAACCUGAGCCGAGCCCUCUACAACCACUUGUCGGUGAUGGACUUGGCCACGUCCCUCCGCUGGAGCUCCCUGGGGACCCUGAAGGGACUGGACCUUUCUCACAACGGCCUCAUCUAUCUACCCUCGCGUAUCUUCUCCCACCUGAGCAGCCUGCGGCGGCUCCAGCUCUCCAACAACUCCCUAGUGGCCAUCCACAACUCCACCUUCUUGGGCUUGGAGCGCCUGGAGGAGCUCGACCUGACCCUCAACGCCCUCAAGAUGGUGCCCGAGGAGGGUCUGCGAGAGCUGGACUCCCUGCCCAGCGCUGAUCUCCUGCUGGGGGAAAACCCCUUCACGUGUUCGUGUGGAAUCGAACCUUUUGCUCUGUGGCUCAACAGAUCACAGGGACGCAUCGGUGACGCCGAGGGCCUUGUGUGUGCUUUUCCCGCCAGCAUGAGGAACACAUCCAUGCUGGCUGUGGUGUCGUUGACUCUGGGAUGCCACCAGUGGGGUGCCGGGGCUGACCUUGUUCUGCAGACCUCUUACGUCUUCCUGGGCAUAGUCCUGGGCUUCAUAGGCCUCGUCUUCCUCUUUGUGCUUUAUCUCAACCGCAAGGGCAUCAAGAAGCGCAUCUACGAGAUGCGGGACGCCGGCAGGGAGUUGUGGGAGGGCCACCACUACCGCUUCGAGAUCGACUCUGACCCCAGGUUAUCGCAGGUCUCCUCGAGCGCUGACGUGUGAGAGGACGAGCACCUCUGGUGUACUUUCUCAUGACUCUUUUCUAAUGCUUUUAUCAGUGGCAACAAAUGUAAAAAGUGUACAGAUUUGUCUGUAAAUAUAUACAUAUCAUAGUGUUAAUAAUCUUUCAGCCUUGUUGUUUAAUAAAGCAUGCACUCAUUACACAAGUAACGCGGUCUUUUAACAGAACAUCUCAGUUUGUUUGAGAGUCAAAUAGACAUGAAUGUUGUACAGGGAGUUCAUUGAUUGACAUUUCUUUAUUUUCACGCCUGCUCCUCACGUUCACAUAAAAGCAACAGCAAAGUGCCUGAAGUCAUCUAGGUGUUGUUUCCUUAUCAGAGUGAUCUGAAUCACUCAUUACUCCGUGUUUCAUUUAGCUUGUAAAAAAACAAAAGCAACAAAAUGCUGCAAUAAAACCCUGACACUACAACAACAAACCUCUGAGAAUUUAAAGCACAACCACUCAUUCAUCUUUGAACUAUUUCAAAGCCUUUGGUCCCUGCGCCCUUCAACCCCAGGGUGCCACAGAGGAAUUAAACCUCCAAAGCUUUCCUAAAAUCUCCGCUCUGCUCCUCUUUUUUUGGCUGUUGGAUUUGGGGGGGGGGGGGGGCAAUUUAGGGCAGACCCGCGGGAAUCUCCCUCAUUUUUUUUUCUCUCUUUUUUUCGUGAACCGUUGCUUUGUUUCAACUGCUUGAGUUUUAUUGUCAAAAUGAUGAGAACCAGUCCUGGGCUGAGGCCGCUGAAAGCAAUCUCCCCUCCCUCCCUCCUUAAAGACAACAGCCGCUCUCGGAGGCUCUUUGAAAGAAGUCUGGCUCUCCACGUUUUUCUGUUUAGGGGAUUUUUUUCACCAAUGAUAAGAGACAGAUGAU